UCUUUCUCAUACUCGUGUGUAAACUCUCACACACGUACACAAAAACACAACACAAACCACAGAAAAACAAAACAACAAGAAGAUUCACAGAAUCAAACAAUCACAAACACAAAAAACAUGUCUCGUUAUUCCUCUUCAAAUCCCUUCGCAACAAUAACAACUAACUCACUAUAUUCCGAUUCCGACACCGAUUCGCUGAGUCAAUUCGUCACCGAUCUCUACCAAAAUCGUUCCCCCACCGACCCAUCUUGUCCUUGGGACGACGAAGAAGAUACACGCAUAAACCCUUUCUCCAACAUCGCUGAUUUUCAUCAAGGUGAACCAGAAUUAGGUUUAGGGUUAGGGUUUGAUGUUGAAUAUGAAUAUGAAAAUGAAACUCAAUAUAAUGAUGAUAAUUAUGAUGAUGUUUUUGAUUUUUCUUCAUUAGUUGGGGGUGGUGGUGAUUCUGGUGGGCUUAGGGUUGUUGAAUUUGGUACCGAUUCGGAAUCGAGUGGGAAUGAUGAAGAAUUUGAUUAUGGUGGGGAGAAUGAUGAUGAGAGGGUUAGUGGGUUGUGUUGGGAUAGUCUUUGUUUGGAAGAUGAUCAUAGGAGUGUUUUGAAUGAUUGGGAGGAAGUGAUUGAAGGGAGGGUCAAUGAGAAUGAGAUUGAAGAAGCUUCUUCUAGUUUGUUAAUUGAUGAGGUUGAGGUUGAUGUUGAUGUUAAUGUUGAGGUUGAGAUUGAUGAACAAUCGAUGGAGUCGGGGUUUGAGGGGGAAGAAGAUGAAGCCGGGGAAGAGGCGUUGAGGUAUUUGGAAUGGGAGAUCUUAUUGGCUUUUAAUAAUUUAGAGAGGAAUGGUGGAUUGGAACAUGAAGAUGAGAGUUUGAAUAAUUUGUAUUUAGCUGUUCAUGAUGGGAUUAUAUCGGGGAAUACGGAUUAUGACAUUCUUUUCGGACAGUUAUUGGAGAAUGACAGUGGUUUGAAGGGUAGUCCACCAGCGGCAAAGAGUUUCGUGGAGAAUUUACCGUUGGUGGAGUUGACUGAGGAGGAGUUGAAAGAAAAGGAUGUUGUGUGUGCUGUUUGUAAAGACGAGGUAACGGUGGAAGAGAAGGUUGGGAAGUUGCCUUGCUCACAUUGUUACCAUGGUGAUUGUAUUUUGCCGUGGUUGAAUAUUCGGAAUACUUGUCCUGUUUGUCGGUAUGAGUUACCAACGGAUGAUGAUGAUUACGAGCAGAGUAAGGUUCGUAGGGUGGCUCGUGAUCUGUUGGACUUUGAUGCAUAGAUGUAGUUUUUGACUUAUGCUUUGCUUCAGGUUUUACCCUCAAAUUUAUGUAAAUAGUAGUUGGUUUUGUCUCGUUUAUUCAAAUGAUGAUGAGAAAAAACUUUUGCAAUUAGUUUUCAAUUUUCAUUCUGUGGUGGUGGUGAUUUUGGAAUAAGUUUUAUGCCAUUUUGUGUGCAUUGGAUUUGAUUUACUCAAUAAAAGGAUGCUGUUAAUAUUCCAUUUUAUGUUCAUAAAGUUGAAGUGUAUCACAAGAUGGAUCAUGUUGAUGGGUUAGUUAGUGUUUCUCUUCAUAAAAAAAUUAGUUAUUGUAUUAUAGUGUUGAUCAUCUGUAUGUCUUUAGUUUAGCUGACCCUUUUUCUAAGGAAAAGGAAGAUUGGAAAACCAUUACUAAUUAGCUGAAUGGUUUUGUAAGCUUGUAACUUUGUAUAAGUAAACAUGGUUCUUAAUUCUUGUUCACUUAGUUUUCUGUUUUUUAUAUGAAGAAAGUUGUUAUUCCAUGAGCA
Molecule: messenger RNA, 1760 nt
Organism: Medicago truncatula (barrel medic)
Lineage: Eukaryota; Viridiplantae; Streptophyta; Magnoliopsida; Fabales; Fabaceae
Product: E3 ubiquitin-protein ligase CIP8
Exons: 1
Coding region: 118-1257 (379 amino acids)
Biological process (GO): protein ubiquitination
Cellular component (GO): cytoplasm
Molecular function (GO): ubiquitin protein ligase activity
Source: RefSeq, a predicted model, not a curated record